Halteromyces radiatus is the source of this 4562-nucleotide messenger RNA. RefSeq lists its product as uncharacterized. Gene Ontology annotation, molecular function: mRNA binding; translation initiation factor activity; protein binding. Lineage: Eukaryota; Fungi; Mucoromycota; Mucoromycetes; Mucorales; Cunninghamellaceae. The transcript is spliced from 10 exons. The record is from RefSeq and is a predicted model, not a curated record. Gene Ontology annotation, cellular component: eukaryotic translation initiation factor 4F complex. Bases 130 to 4344 code for a protein of 1404 amino acids.
AGGAUUCUUUAUCUAAAAAUUAUAUACCAAUCUUUCAUUCUUAUAUUAUUUUUCUUCUUCUUUCUUUCUUUUUUUUUUCUUUGCUCAAGAGGGAGUUUUGCUUCUACCUACCAACAGUAGACAAACUAAAUGAGCAGACCGUUGAAUUCGAACAAAAAUACAAGACUCAAGUCAACAAGGACGAAGUACGGUUAUAGUGAUUUGGAAUCUACGAAACAACUAUCGGAGACGUCUGGUCUUCAACCUAGUCUUCCUACCUUCAAUAGCAACCCGAAUACUCAAAAUGGAUAUGAAACACUCGAAGGCAAGGUGUCAAGAGAAAUCUCACUUCUUACUUCAAAAUCACUGAAUGAAAAUGACAACGUAGGUUAUGAUAGUAAAAAGUCUCCCAUUCUCAAACCGCAUAUCAAAGAUACACGUGGAAAUCCAAAUCAAUCGGGCAAGAAAUUUGACACAUUGGAUUCAAAGACGAUGACAUCUCAUCAGAAACAACAUUCACAGAACAGCCACAAAACCAAAUUGUUCACACAACCAUUUGUACCACAAUUUCAUCGGCAAUAUGCAUCUCCUACUGGUCGGCAACAACAAUUUUAUAAUGCAUCAGAUAUCAGCUACCAUACAAGCCCUGUUCUUUCCAUUGUUGGUCAUUCACCUGGAUCCACGUAUACUUAUCCACAUAAUGUAUCAUAUGCUUCAUCAUCUCAUCAUGGUCACUAUCAACAUCAUCAUAUAACCAAAUCAACAUCUCCUGGAUCUGUUCAACCUCACUUGUCUCCAACACUAUCAGCACCAUCUGCUCCAAUACCUAUACCUAUUCCUCAAAAUUGGACAAAUCCUAAUGUUCCUCAUUAUUAUGCCGUACCAAGUCCAGGAUUUGAAUCUCAACAAUUACAAUAUCAACAAUAUUAUACUCAGUAUCAAACAUCACCACAACAUCCAUCAGUCUAUGCCAGUCUUCCAAAUCAAUCACUUUCACCACAUCAACCUCAUCCAUACCGUCAACGUGCAUCACCAACUUCACCAUCAAUCCACCACAAUACAACUAGUCCAUUGUAUAACCAUCGAAGUCAACAACCCCAUCAGACGCCGCCAUUGAUCACUCCUCGCGGAAGCAAAGCAAUUCCAAUCAUCAAUCCCAAUACUAUGACUCCUGUUCAUGCGGAUACCAAGUCUGUUUACAUUGAUGCAUCCAGUAAUAAUUCAACCAAUGAAAUGAUGGAAGACAAAUCCCAAAAUCGACAAAAGGAGCCAAUAUUACCAGUGACAUCAAAUCCUUUACAAUUUAUAGACCCUGCUAUUAAGGAACAAGAAGAACGUGAACAACAGGAACUUGAAGAACAACAAAAAAGUGAUGAUCACCAAGAAAUAUCAAAUCAAGUGAAGCAGCAUGAUUCUGAACCAAAUGAAACGGCAGACGACAAGAUUAAUAGUUGUAUUAUAAUCGACGGGGAAAAAACAAAGAAUGAUCCAUUGGAAAACAAUAGUGAAAAGAUGACAGAGGAAACAAGAUCAAUUUCACUGCCAUCUGAGAUCAAUAGUGACUGUAUAUCAACGACAAAGGAAGUAUCUUGUCAAGAAUCAGAAACAAAAUCUCAACCUGAAUCUCAACAUGCCAUCCCUCGACCAUUUGAAGGACAAACUCAAUCUAUAGCACCAAGUGAAAACUCCCUUGAAAUUCCUGACGAUGGCAAACUCGAUAUGGCAAUCCAAGAGUCAACGAUUAUUCAAUACGAUCCUGCUUUUUUGAUGCAAUUUAUGCCUCUCUGCUUGGAAUCAAACGAGGAUUUGUCUUUCUUCCGGAAUGCUAGUGAUAAUGGAAACAACGGCAAUAUGGAACGUCACAAUAGAAACAACAAUGACAAAAGGCAAAACGAUACUAUGGAUCGACAUCUAUUCCAACUCAACGGAAACAACAAUCAUAGUGGUUAUUCUAAUUCGGCACCUGGAGGAAAUGGUACCUUUCAUGGAGAUAUAUCUUUGACACAACAACAUCGGUCACGCGAUAGGAUGGAAACCAUGGGUAAAUUUAUAGGUGGAAGGACACUGACGACGAGGAAUAGCACUAUUGGAAGCAAUUUAAACAACACCAACCACAACAACAAUCAGAACAACAUGAAUAUCAACGUAUCUGGAAACGACUUAUCAAUGCAACGGGAAAGUUCUUUUAAUGGUGGUGGUAACGGUAGAACUCGUAGCAGUGGAUACACUAGCGGUCAUUCAUCAUCCCUAUCAUCUCUUGGACGUAAUGGUGGAAAUCACAACAAGCAUCGACAUCCACAUCAUGAAUUACCUGGUGCUCCUACUAUUCCUUACGAUCAAGUGGCACCAUUGGAAAAAAGCGCCAACAGAUGGGUUCCUUCAACAAUCACCACUGCUAUUGCUGAAGCUGCAGGUGGCACAACAACAACUUCUGAUCAAGGUCUGUUAUCUCAAGAUGAAAUUACUCGCAAAGUGAAGGCUCUCCUCAACAAAUUGACUCUAGAAAGAUUUGAUAGUAUUUCCGACAAGAUCAUUGGAUAUGCAAAACAAUCUAUUAACGAAGAUGAUGGUCAAUCUUUACGGACGGUAAUCCAACUUAUAUUUGAAAAGGCCUGUGAUGAAGCACCAUUUGCGGCUAUGUGGGCUCAAUUGUGUCGAAAACUAUAUGAAUGGGUGCCUCCUGAAAUCAAAGAUGUUAAUAUCAAAGAUAAGAACGGCAAACCUAUUUGUGGGAACCCUUUGUAUUGCAAAUAUCUUCUCAACAGAUGUCAGCAAGAAUUUGAAAAGGGCUGGAAAUCGACCUCUAUUACAACAACAACAGCUACUGAUGAAAAUGGCGAUGAUGAUUCCUCAACAAAUAAAAAAGGUGCCACUUUGGGUGAUAUCAUGAUGACGGAAGAAUACUACAAAGCUGUGAAAAUUAAACGUCAAGGUCUUGGAUUGGUCCAGUUUAUCGGUGAACUCUAUCGACGUGAAAUGCUAUCACAACGCAUCAUGUAUCAAUGCCUCAAACAAUUAUGUGAUGAUGGUGCUCAGGCUCAAGAAGAAGAAGUGGAAUCUUUAUGUAAAUUACUUACAACAAUUGGGGCUGAUAUUGAUCGCGGUUCUCAAACUGCUACUUGGAUCGAUGUCUUCUUCAAACGAAUGAAAAAUGAAAUGUACAAUAGUCCACAUCUGUCAUCUCGUGUCAAAUUUAUGAUUCUCGAUGUGUUCGAUUUACGUAAAAACAAUUGGAUACCCCGAAAAGGCAAGCAAGAUGGACCCAAAACGAUUGCUGAAAUACAUGAAGAGGCCGAAAAUGCGAAACUUUUAGAAAAGGAAGCCAUGAACAAACGACUAGCUGCAACUCGUGGACAAACAGCAACAACAUCAUCCUACAAUACAUCUCGACAAGGAUCAUAUUGGAAUGGCAGCAAACACACAAAGAAAAACGACAUGACUUUAUCAGGAAUGACUUCAGUAUCGGCAACCAACACUGCGACAACUGUAACGAAUGAUAGAUGGAGUACCGUCAGUACUUUCAACAAAAGCAGCACUUCAAAUGGUCGAAACGAAGUUUCCGAUUAUUCAAAUUUCGGCAGGGCAGAACGUGGACGAUCCAGAAAUAAUGUACUAGGACCUUCCUAUAGUCCAUUUGCAAGCUUGAACCGGUCGACUGGUGGACUUCGAACGACAAGACCUUUGGACAAGAAAAAAAGUACUAAUUCUGACAAUGAUGGAUCCAAUACAACGUCAAUAUCUACAACAAACAAUAUGUUUAGCGCAUUAAGCAAUGAACAUUAUGAAGAUCAUUCAACGGAACGGAAGAAACUUACACUACUACCUAAAGGAUCAAAAUCGCAUAUACCAAGUUUUAUGAAUGCCAAUGUGGAAUCCGGCAAAUCAAAGGCAGUCGCCGUAGAAACUAGCGAUAAGAAGGCGAAUCUAGAUAUCACACAACUCAAGAGACGAAUCAAAAAUACAUUGGAUGAAUAUUAUGAAUUGAAUGACCUAAAAGAAUUAUUCGCCAGUACUAAAGAAUUGGAUCAUACCGAAAAGACAAUGGUACUAGCAACACAGUUACUGGACGUAAUAGAGAAGAAGGAAAAACAAGUAGAAGCAGCAGAAAACUUGAUUCCUCAACUUUACAAGGCGCGAUUACUGGAUAAGGAAACCAUGGUCAAAGCGUUUCAAAUAUUUCUGAAUGGAUACGAAGAUCUGGUGAUCGAUGUUCCACAAGCACCUAUUUAUGUUGCUCGUCUUUUGGUUCAUGCCGAUAUUAGUUUAUCUGAAGCUUAUCCACGUGAUGAUGAUGAUGAUAAUGUGAAUCAAGGUCCUCCUUCCUCUUUACAACAAUCUUAUAUAGUCAUUUCACAACAACGAUAGAAAAUUUAAUUUUGACUUCUCCCCUUUCUCUUUGUAUUCUAGAACCAUGUCAUAGUAUCAUCAUUUUGUAUACAUUCUUCUCAAUGAAACAAAUUACUUUAUAUCUCUUUUUACUAUUAACUGUUAUCAAGUCUUGUGAUCUUUUUUUUUUUUAUAUGGUUAUCUUGUCGUUCUUGUUGUUAAAAAAGAAAUAAAAGGUCAGUACCAAUUUGACAUAA